UUUUGACAUGGAUGACGAAGAAUAUUAGUUGUUUUGGAACAUCGAACAAAAUUCUUCCGUAGAAAUUCUGUUAUAGUUGAGAAAUCAUAGUUUUCCCUUAGAGGGUGCAUAUUACCCCCUCUCCCCCUAAAAUGUGUUUCACCGUGAUGACAACAUACACAGUAAUUUCUGUUGAUGACACCAUCAUAUUAGAAGUGAUAAAAGUGAUGCCUUAUGACUAGUAAAAUUGAAAAUCUGAUUUCAAAUUCAAAUUACCUUCAGUGGAAUGUUCGGUUACGGAAACAAGAUAAUUUUCUUAAAAUGAACGCUAUAUAAAAAUUUUCCCCGAAAUAUUUAAGUUGCAUAGUAAAAACGUUCUGUGAAGACUCUUACCGAUUGAGUCUGAAUUGAUUUUCUUAGAAAGGAUGUUGUUUCUCGUGCUUCUGCUAAAUGUUGUUCAAAUUUCAUUUUCGUUAAUUGAUUACUCUUUAGUUAAAGAGUUUGUAAAAAAAGAACAUGCAAACACAAUAAUUCUGUUCGAUUGCGAAAAAUUAAAUGAAACAAAAAUCUACAAACAGCUAAGUGAAAAUUUCUUUGGAUCCAUCCAUCGCUUUGAAAUGGAGAAAAAUCGUUUCAACAGCGAUUAUCGCCGUUUCAUGUCUGCUGAGCAUUUUCGAUUUGCGGUUAUUGCAGAUUUGAGUUGUAGAAACAGUUAUGAUCUUCUCACCUUGUGCUCAACAAACUCAUACUUUAAUGGAUCAUAUCGGUGGCUCAUGUUUGCUCAGCACGAUUUGGAUGUGACAAUGGAUUUUAUGGAAACCCAGAAUUUAAACAUCGAUUCCAGUGUCACCAUCGCUGUUACUUCAGAAAAAAGUAAAAUUGAUAUAUUCGAGAUGUAUGGUACAGUCCACAAGCGUGGAGGUAGAAUAAACGCGAUGAAAGUUGCUGAAUACAGCCAAGGUAUUAUAAACUGGGCAUGUUCUACAAAAUUAUAUAGCGUUCGAAGCGAUCUGAAAAGACUUCGAUUAGUUUCUGUUGUAGCGACACUUGGCACAACCCUUAACGUCACGCUUGAGGAACAUUUGCGAUCAUUGAAACCAGCCAGGAGCUAUGCGUUUGAUCGGUUUACCUAUCAAAUAGUGCAACUAUUGCGCCAACGACUUAACUUCAAAGUUGACUUUCUCAGGACACGUGACUACGCUUUGGAAGCCAUUGGAACUAAUUCAACCAGUGGAAUAAUUGGACAGCUUCAACAAAAUUUAGUGGAUUUCUCAAUAACUCCUAUGGCAAUUACAGCGGAACGAAUAGGCUCAUUUGAUCAAACGGUAGGAAUUUUAGAUGUGAGAAUCAUGACAGUGUUUCGACACCCGAAGGAUUCAGGAGUACGGCACAUUUUUUUGAAACCGUUCGAGAAUUUAGUGUGGGUUGGAAUAGGAGUUAUUGUGCUGGUAUCGAUUUUUGUAUUGGCAAUGGCAUUCGGCACAAAACGACGGUGCUCUUUGGACUUUUUGCAGUGUGCAACUGCUGUUGCUGGCAUGAUUUGCCAACAAGGCAGUAUAGACAAAACAGCAUUCGGAUUAUCUAGGAUAGCGACAAUUGCAGUGGUUGUAUUCUCAAUAUUGAUUUAUCAAUUCUACUCAUGUUACUUCAUCGGAUAUUUUCUAGUGUUGCCACCGAAACCUAUUCGAACGUUAGAGCAGUUGCUCACCACCAACAUUAAGGUAUCAGUUGAAGAUCUCUCCUAUAACCGUGAUUUUUUCAAGAAAACAAAAAUUGCAAUUGCUCGUGAGUUGUACGACAAGAAAAUAUCCACCAAUGAAUUCGGUUUCACAAACGUCAGCAUGGGAAUAGCUAUGGUAAAACAAGGUGGAUAUGCCUUUCAUUGUGAUACGACUUAUGGCUACAGACUUGCAUUGGAAACAUUCACUGAACAGGAAAUAUGUGACCUACAAGAGGUGUAUUUGUACCCGGUGCGUUCUAUUCACAUAAAUUUACCAAAGGGGAGCCCAUUGAAGGAACCGUUUCGAGUGACCCUGAGACGAUUGAAGGAAAUCGGACUGAUGGAAUACUACACAAAGAAAUUGACGACAAAGAGGCCGGCUUGUCUGAAAAAUAAUUCCGGCUUUCUUCAGGUCUAUUUGGCAGAGGUCGUCGAUUUGUACUGGAUUUUGCUGUUUGGAGUUGGCACAAGUUUUGUUUUUUUCGUACUGGAAAUGUUGAGCCGUCGAAUAUGUGCUUACAUUGAAAUGAAGAAAUUUGCUAAGAGUUACAGGGGUUGGAUCAAUUGAGAAUCUUUGAGGUUAAAUUUUACGAUUAACAAGUCAGCAUCUCACCACGCAACAUGUUUAAUAAGAGUUUAAAGCACCAUUUUCCUGCAAUGUCUUAAAUGAAUGCUGAAGUUAUAACUAUUAGUCAGGAUAACUUUCAAAGCGCUUUAGCAAAAAGUGACUACAGAAAGAAAUACAUAUUCAUACAUAUCAUAUUCAAAAAACUGCAAACGCUACCAAA
Culex quinquefasciatus (southern house mosquito) is the source of this 2487-nucleotide messenger RNA. RefSeq names its product ionotropic receptor 75a. The coding region runs from base 405 to 2267 and encodes 620 amino acids. The transcript is spliced from 5 exons. The record is from RefSeq and is a predicted model, not a curated record. Lineage: Eukaryota; Metazoa; Arthropoda; Insecta; Diptera; Culicidae.